AUGGAAAGGACUUCUAGACUGGUAAGGUGGGCCACAAUGAAAGCUAGGGUUAGCCCGGCUUUUAAUUCUCCAGAGAAAAAAAAUAUUUUGCACAAAGCAAUUAGGAAGCUGGACGGAAAGGGAAAGAGAAGAACUUGGACUUCCUUGUUUAGGGAGAUGUGA
Dovyalis caffra is the source of this 162-nucleotide messenger RNA. The record is from the annotation of a GenBank genome assembly. NCBI's taxonomy places the organism in Eukaryota, Viridiplantae, Streptophyta, Magnoliopsida, Malpighiales, Salicaceae.